CACGACGAUUUCAGUCACUGCCGGUUGACGCGGCGUGCAUGAAAGAUCUGAAACCGAUUACACAGUAUCCCGCAGGUAACACUUGUGCUCGCAACGUAGAGAAUCACUGUUCUCUCUCUCUUUCUCCGUGGUACCGCGUGGUGUUCUCUAAGCCAGUACACCCGCGGCAGGCAAAUACGAACGAUCGUGACCCGCGUGGAUUGCACUUCAAGAUUAUCUUUCGAGAUCGAUGGUUCUUCGAGGAAUAGCUGGAAUUUCGCGGUGGGUACAUCAACUUUGAUUUCGAUAUUAAGAUCGGGCCUUUCGUCGCGGAGAACUGGAGAUCGGUCUAGCUAUUCGGUUAGUUGAAAUUUCAUCGAUUACCGAAGAUUUUUAUUUAUCGAAAUUGUGGAUAUUACUCCGACUGAGCGUGAAACUACAUUACCACCAAGAGUGCUCAGGAAGUGCAGUGUAUAAAAACAAAUCAGACUUAUUCUGCUUGUCGACAUUGAAGUGACACCGAGCUGUUUUGCAACGAUUCACUUGCGACUAUUUCCGUGGCUAGUGAUUUCCAUAUGAGGUUUUAUUGCCGGAUUUAAUAAGAUACUGUGUUAUGUCUCGUUAUCAUUUUCGCAUUUGAGACGACACUAGUCAAUAAUCAGCCUCAGUGCGUGUACGAGCAGAGAAAUCAAAACACUGAGUGGGUCAACCACAAAAGCCCACAAUCAUGACAGAGACAUCACGGGAUCCUGAAGUGACUGAUACAGAAAAUACUGACAACGGCAGAACAACGUUAAAUCUAACUUGUUCAACGACUAAGAGUAAACCUCUUCCGGAACGUGGAACAUGGAGCACCAAGUUGGAUUUUAUCCUCAGUGUGGUCGGCCUGGCAAUCGGUCUUGGCAAUGUUUGGCGAUUUCCGUACCUGUGUUAUAAAAAUGGUGGCGGCGCUUUCCUAAUCCCCUAUUUUUUGACAUUGUUUCUGGCCGGUAUACCCAUGUUCUUUAUGGAGCUUGCUCUCGGGCAAAUGCUCACGGUGGGCGGCCUCGGAGUCUUCAAGAUAGCACCGUUAUUCAAGGGUAUUGGUUAUGCCGCUGCCGUCAUGUCCUGCUGGAUGAAUGUUUAUUACAUUGUUAUCUUAGCCUGGGCGAUUUUUUAUUUCUUUAUGUCAAUGCGUAGUGAAUUACCUUGGGGAAGCUGUAAUAAUGACUGGAACACCAAGAAUUGCGUGAAUCCUUACGACAGAAGUUCGUUGUUAUGCUGGAACCAAAUCUCGUCGAGAAACGGUAGUGUUGUCAAGAUGUGCACGCUUCAUCAUGUUAAUGUGACAGUGACGGACCUUACGGAUCCUGUGAAGGAGUUUUGGGAACGUCGAGCAUUGCAGAUUAGUGAUGGUAUCGAGUCCGUGGGUAAUAUUCGAUGGGAAUUGGCGGGUACGUUAUUAUUAGUGUGGAUAAUUUGCUAUUUUUGCAUAUGGAAAGGUGUAAAGUGGACCGGCAAAGUCGUCUAUUUCACGGCUCUCUUCCCAUACGUGUUGCUGACUGUUCUUUUAAUUCGUGGUAUUACAUUGCCCGGCGCCAUGGAGGGUAUUCGAUUUUAUAUCAGUCCAAAUUUAUCCAAGCUUCGGGAAUCUGAGGUAUGGAUCGAUGCAGUGACACAAAUUUUCUUCUCGUACGGUCUUGGACUCGGCACUCUGGUGGCCCUCGGCAGUUACAACAAAUUCAGCAAUAAUGUCUACAAGGACGCUUUGAUUGUUUGCUCGGUUAAUUCGUCUACCAGCAUGUUCGCAGGCUUUGUAAUAUUCUCAGUGGUUGGUUUUAUGGCACACGAGCAGCAAAAACCAGUAGCUGAAGUGGCUGCUUCUGGACCAGGGCUGGCCUUUUUGGCUUAUCCAUCAGCUGUUCUUCAACUACCGGGCGCACCGCUUUGGUCAUGUUUAUUCUUCUUCAUGCUGUUGCUCAUCGGACUUGAUUCCCAGUUUUGCACGAUGGAAGGCUUCGUCACAGCUAUGGUGGACGAGUGGCCUCAGCUCUUACGUCGUCGCAAGGAAUUGUUCAUCGCUAUUGUGUGUGCCCUAUCUUAUGUUAUUGGAUUAUCAUGUAUUUCUCAAGGUGGCAUGUACGUUUUUCAAAUCCUCGAUUCGUAUGCUGUCUCUGGUUUCUGCUUACUCUUCCUUAUCUUCUUCGAGUGCAUAUCAAUCAGUUGGGCGUUUGGCGUAAACCGAUUCUACGACGCACUACGGGACAUGAUCGGCUACUAUCCUUUUAUGUGGUGGAAAUUUUGCUGGACAGUGACCACACCGAUGAUUUGCGUUGGCGUGUUUGUCUUCAAUCUGGUUCAGUGGACACCUAUAAAGUAUUUGGAUUAUGAAUAUCCGUGGUGGUCACAUGUGUUAGGCUGGUUUACUGCGCUAUCUUCCAUGCUUUGCAUACCUGGAUAUAUGGUCUACGCUUGGAUGACUACACCAGGUGAUAAUAGAACGAAAUACAAAUUGUUAAUUCACAUAGAGGACGACGUUGCCACUCUGCGAACAAAGAUGGGUCAACCACCAGUCGAACUAACGCCUCUAUAAUUUUCAUUUUGAUAGGCAGCAUAAGUUCGCCUAGUCUGAUAAUACAAUUGUUUCCUAUCAUUCAGUAAAAUUGGUGAAUUAUAAGAAAUUAGUAAGGACUUUUUUCUGUAAAGUGAUGAAUUUAUUAUCUUUAAAAUUUGGGGAGUAGUUAAAAAAAUAUUGAAAUAAAGAUUUUAAAUAUUAUUUUGCUUAUGAAAGCAAAGCUAUUUGGGGGAAUAGAAAUAGGAUGGGAAAUACUCUAAAUGUUUCUUAAACUGAUCUUCAAUUUCAAAAAAUAAUUUUGAAAUGUAAUUCAUGAAAUAGAUUUUGCUAAUUUCUCUCAACAUACCUAUUUUUUAUAGGAUAUCAUAAUAACAAUUACUGUAAGAGAAUGCGCGCGGCCAUGAUAGAUCGUCGAGAUCUGGUGUCUUUUAAUCAAGAUAUGAUUCGACGAACAACAAAGAGCCAGCAAUUCAAUGAAUGUCGGAAACGAACAUCCGACACUGCCUUUGGUUUCCCUACCUUCUUCACAUCCUAUUCGAUAAAAAGCUUCGCUGGCUUUGUACAUAAACUAUUCAUGUGCUAUCAUAAUAAUCGUAUAACUCCCACACUGCGGAAGUUCACAAAUGCUCGCGACAUUCUAGCUAAAUUAUCAUCAUAGGAUCAAACGAAAUAUCAUUGUUGUAUCAAAGCUAUUUAAAAUUUACUUUAAAACAGAUUAAUUUUUAUUCUAAAGUAUUUUCACACAGGUUACCAUGUACUCUUUUUUCCUUAAAGAUAAUUUUGAAGAUUUUAGAAAUCCAAGUUAAGCUUUAACUUUUUAAAGAAAAAUUGUCAAAUUUAUUUGUUACAUUAGUGUCAAUGGUGAAUGAUAGUUCAGUUAAUUGUUAUUAGUGCUAAGCGAUAUCAGUGUAACCGAUUACUGCUUUCACAUAGCCAUACUCGAUGUCAUCCUUCAUGAAACUUAUAUCGUGAUAGCUCCAUAUGUUCGCAUUUAUUAUCAUAUCCGUACUUUUACAUCAAUUUAACAUCAUAAUUGGCGAAUAAAGUGCGACUAUAUAUAUAUUCAACAGCAAAAUUAAAGCAUCGUCUAUUCUAUAGCCCAAAAAAUAGGUAAUUUCAAGAAAGUGCAAUUUUACCAAUAAUAAACAUAAUAAAGUUUUUUAAAAAGCAUUUUAAAGUCUUUACUUUUUAUACUGUUUUUACUUCAAUGUUGAAUAACUUAAUGACAAAAAAUCGUACAACAAUUUACGAGUACACAAAUUGAAAAUAAAGAUUUGUACUUUUGAAAGCUUUGAACCAUAUUUGCAUACGAUUUUUAAUUCACGUCAUAGAACUUUCCAUUCUUUAUAAGACAUUUUAAGAUUUGAUAAGGUGUUCAUUUAUCUGUGUAAUUUCAUAAACAAUUAGUAAAUUAUUUUCUAAAGUAUUGAUCUAAAAAAUAGAAAUUUAAGAUAAAAAAUGCUUUUUGAAAAAUUUUAUAACGGUUAAUUUUGGUGUAAUUAUACUUUCUUGUGGUUUGCCUAUUUUUGUGAUAAGAAUAGGGCCGGUAUUUAUAGUCUGUUCUCAUAUUAAACAUUAUCUUAAAUACAAAUAAAAAUGUCAUAAAUCAACCACAAAGCAUCUUAAGACUGUUCUUAAGAUGAUUUUAAAAAAAA
Solenopsis invicta (red fire ant) is the source of this 4188-nucleotide messenger RNA. It is a transcript of the gene Gat-a, whose product is annotated as sodium- and chloride-dependent GABA transporter 1. Lineage: Eukaryota; Metazoa; Arthropoda; Insecta; Hymenoptera; Formicidae. Gene Ontology annotation, cellular component: membrane. Bases 707 to 2551 code for a protein of 614 amino acids. Gene Ontology annotation, biological process: sodium ion transmembrane transport. The transcript is spliced from 9 exons. The record is from RefSeq and is a predicted model, not a curated record.